This is a messenger RNA of Meriones unguiculatus (Mongolian gerbil), 7368 nucleotides long. RefSeq names its product SIM bHLH transcription factor 1 (gene Sim1). Gene Ontology annotation, biological process: regulation of transcription by RNA polymerase II. The record is from RefSeq and is a predicted model, not a curated record. Lineage: Eukaryota; Metazoa; Chordata; Mammalia; Rodentia; Muridae. The coding region runs from base 450 to 2747 and encodes 765 amino acids. Gene Ontology annotation, molecular function: DNA-binding transcription factor activity, RNA polymerase II-specific; protein dimerization activity; RNA polymerase II transcription regulatory region sequence-specific DNA binding. The transcript has 11 exons.
AGAAGGAAGUUACCCCGAUCCCUGUUCGCCACCAAACGGGUCGCGGAACCAGAGGGGCCGAAAACAAACAAACAAACAAACAAACAAACAAACAAACCAAGCGUCAGGUGCUAUAAAGGUCGAUUUUUCCUCGGACCCGGGUUCUCCCCGCGGGACAGAUGAAAACGCUGGCCGACGCUGUCUCCCGGGAGCCCCAGAGGAGCGCCCGGAUUUGCCGAGAACCAGCCGCCUCCGCUCCUACCUCCGCCUCGCGUCCGAACAGCAGAUAUUUGGCUCGCUGCGCCCGUCCCGUUCCCGCCGCCGUCCCGGCUCUCCUCGAGGCAGACCUGAGCCUCUUCGCGCGAAGUUAUGUUUCCCAACCGAGGGCGGUCUCUAGCUGAAAGUUAACUUCUGGUUUUGGAUGAGUCUGUGGAGUUUACGUUCUGAGAAGAAAGGGAGCCCGAGGCACGAUGAAAGAAAAGUCUAAAAAUGCUGCCCGGACGAGGAGGGAGAAAGAAAACAGUGAAUUUUAUGAACUGGCUAAAUUACUGCCUUUACCCUCGGCCAUCACCUCGCAGCUGGACAAGGCAUCCAUCAUCAGGCUCACGACCAGCUAUCUCAAGAUGAGAGUGGUCUUUCCAGAAGGGCUUGGCGAGGCUUGGGGCCACACCAGUCGGACCAGCCCCUUGGACAACGUUGGUCGCGAACUCGGCUCUCAUCUGCUCCAGACUCUGGAUGGCUUCAUCUUCGUGGUGGCCCCAGAUGGGAAGAUCAUGUACAUUUCAGAGACAGCUUCAGUUCACCUGGGCCUUUCUCAGGUAGAGCUGACUGGGAACAGCAUUUAUGAAUACAUCCACCCGGCCGACCACGACGAGAUGACAGCGGUGCUCACAGCCCAUCAACCCUACCACUCCCACUUCGUACAGGAGUACGAGAUCGAACGCUCCUUCUUUCUGAGGAUGAAAUGUGUUUUGGCCAAGCGGAACGCUGGCCUCACCUGCGGUGGCUACAAGGUCAUUCACUGCAGCGGCUACCUGAAGAUCCGCCAGUACAGCCUGGAUAUGUCGCCCUUCGACGGGUGCUACCAGAACGUGGGCUUGGUGGCCGUGGGCCACUCCCUGCCUCCGAGCGCCGUCACAGAGAUCAAACUGCACUGCAACAUGUUCAUGUUUCGUGCCAGCCUGGACAUGAAGCUGAUUUUCCUGGACUCCAGGGUGGCAGAGCUGACUGGGUACGAACCUCAGGACUUGAUCGAGAAGACCCUGUACCACCACGUGCACGGCUGUGACACCUUCCACCUACGCUGCGCCCACCACUUACUGUUGGUGAAGGGGCAAGUGACCACCAAGUACUACAGGUUCUUGGCCAAGCACGGCGGCUGGGUCUGGGUGCAGAGUUACGCCACCAUCGUGCACAACAGCCGCUCCUCCAGGCCGCACUGCAUCGUCAGCGUCAACUACGUCCUCACAGACACUGAAUACAAAGGGCUGCAGCUCUCCCUGGACCAGAUCUCAGCCUCUAAACCCACCUUCUCCUAUGCCAGCAGCUCCACACCCACCAUCACUGACAACAGGAAGGGGGCCAAGUCUAGGCUCUCGAGCACCAAGUCAAAAUCCAGGACCUCCCCAUACCCCCAGUAUUCGGGAUUCCACACUGAAAGAUCGGAAUCUGACCAUGACAGCCAGUGGGGUGGAAGUCCCCUGACUGACACUGCCUCCCCACAGCUCCUGGACGCCGAGAGGCCUGGCUCUCAGCACGAAGUGUCCUGUGCCUACAGGCAGUUCUCAGAUCGCAGCUCGCUGUGCUAUGGCUUUGCGCUGGACCAUUCCAGGCUGGUGGAAGACAGGCACUUCCACACCCAAGCCUGUGAGGGAGGCCGCUGUGAGGCAGGAAGGUACUUUUUGGGAGCACCACCUGCUGGGAGAGACCCCUGGUGGGGCUCCAGAGCAGCCUUGCCACUUACCAAGGCCUCCCCGGAGAGCAGAGAAGCCUAUGAGAACAGCAUGCCCCACAUCACUUCUGUCCACAGGAUCCACGGUCGAGGUCACUGGGAUGAAGAUAGUGUGGUCAGCUCUCCAGACCCUGGGUCAGCCAGUGAAUCAGGUGACCGAUUCCGCACCGAACAGUAUCAAAACAGCCCUCAUGAACCUAGCAAAAUUGAAACUCUCAUAAGAGCCACCCAGCAGAUGAUUAAGGAGGAAGAGAACAGACUACAGCUACGGAAAGCCCCUCCAGACCAAUUGGCCUCCAUUAACGGGGCCGGGAAAAAGCACUCCCUGUGUUUUGCAAACUAUCAACAGCCCCCACCGGCAGGUGAAGUCUGCCGCAGCUCAGCUCUUGCCAGCACUUCGCCAUGUGACCAUGUGCAGCAGAGAGAGGGAAAGAUGCUCAGCCCUCAUGAGAAUGACUAUGAUAACAGCCCUACCGCACUGUCUCGGAUAAGUAGUCCGAGUUCUGAUCGCAUUACAAAAUCCAGUCUAAUCUUGGCUAAAGACUAUCUACACUCAGAUAUGUCUCCUCAUCAGACAUCGGGGGACCAUCCUGCCAUCUCUCCAAACUGCUUUGGCUCCCACCGGCAGUACUUUGACAAGCAUGCCUAUACAUUAACUGGAUAUGCCCUGGAACAUUUAUAUGACAGUGAGACCAUUAGGAACUAUUCCUUGGGCUGUAAUGGUUCACACUUUGAUGUAACUUCUCAUCUAAGGAUGCAGCCAGACCCAGCACAAGGACACAAGGGAACAUCUGUUAUAAUAACCAAUGGAAGUUGAUGUUUUUCUAAGAUAUCUUGUUCUUCAAGGGUCUCUGGAACAUAUUUAUCGUUUAAUACCCCAUUAGCAGCAUUUACCAUGCCACAGAUUGUUAGAGAGGCUAAGUUAAAAUUCCUGGCUAUUUGACAUGCGUUCCUGUGAAAUCAGAGAAAACAUAGCGCCAACAUUCACUUGUACACAGAUAAGUGAGCUAAAAGGAAUACAGAAAUUGCCCACAUAUUACAGAGAAACAAUUAUAGACAAGUUUGAAUUGAAAAAAAAAAACGAAUACAAAUUAAGCAUAUAUACCACAUAGAAGGGCUUAUGAAUGAAACCACUGUGUUGUGACAAUCUAGUAGAAUUUAUUAUACACACAGAUCAUAUGCCGCUCACAAACCGCCACGUACACUUCUCAUGCAUAAACACACAAAAUAGGUACUUUUCUCUACCUACCACAUACAGCUUCUCAAAGAAAUAUCAGUUCCCAAAACAAUGAGGAAAAGGGAGAUACAUCUUGCAAACAAAUUUCUUCAUGGUUUCAAAGUAGUCCACUCGUUUGGUUCAGGUGUAAAUUAGAGAGGUGAUUCUGAGGAUGGUACACGAAUGUGCUUUCACCUGGCACCCAUCAUAGGCAAUCAGGAAAAGGUGAUACUCAACCUUGCUUUUGAGCUAGACAGGGACCAGGAAUGCGCUGACACAACAAUAAGGAUUUUUCUGAGUCACAGCAAUGAAAUUUUGGGAGAUACAUUAAAAAAAAAAUGUGGCCUACUUAACUUUAAGUGGCUCAGUGGAAGAAAGGGCACAGCAGGGUUGUAGAAUGAUACACAGCAAGGAGGUAAGUAUUUUAAAAUGCUACAAAGCACAGAUAUGCAAGUGGAGAGCCUCAUGACAGAGCCGAAGAUAAAAGCUUAGGGAGAUACACAGGUGGCUCAAAGGGUGCACAGGGAAGCCACAGGAAAAUGUUGAUUUCCUUCGCUGUUUGUAAACAACGAAAAUGACACACUUGCCCAUUUGUCCAUGUGGCACAGUGGAAAAUCCAGUGAGCUGUAUGGCAGGAUCUGAAUUGCGUUGAACCUUGCAUGUCACUUAAUUUUGGGAACAGAGAUGCAUCACUCAUAGUUUAUGCACCCUGGUUCUCUUGUCUGAAGGGCAGCUCCUAUCCAAGGUUCUGUGAGUCACUGGUCUGCUGAAAGCAAACUCCUAAGCAGUUAAAGCUCUGCUAUGAGUUGUCUGCUAUGAGUCUGGUGGUUCCAGAGUUUUCAUACCCUAGCAGAGGUCUAGAUACUUUGUUACUUGAGAAAUACGUGGGCUCUUUCAGGCAGGAAGAGUUGCAGUCAACCUUCUCUUAGAUACAGCCAAAUGUAGGUGGUAGAACUUUAUGAGGGGGAAGAAAAAAUAGUUAAAUUUAUUUAAUGCACUAUUCUCUAGUAUUCAAAGAAAAGUGACAUGUGUGGUUAGAAAAGUUUCAUAGAUCAUAUUUUUUAGAAUCCCCAUGCCUGUUACUCUUGCCAUAUUUAAGGAGGAGAAUGUACUGGAAGGACUUGAUAAUUAUGAAAACAUUACAUGGAAUUGGACACUCAGGGAUUAGUACUAUAUUUUCAUCGCUCAACACAGUCAUUUUGGUGACAGUGUGUAUGAUAAUAAAUUUAGAGUUGAGCCUUGGGUUGUUUGUACAUGAGAGAAGAGGCUACAUAAAAUCAAACAACUACUUCUUGGGGAUAACAGAGUGAUGGUGUUAGUGAAAAUGAAGACAAGUGCAAGGCAGUGAGAAAACAGCUUAUGUUCUUCAAUACGCUUUCAACAUGUUCAAAGGACAAUGAAAAUUAAUAUGUGAACCAUAAGAAAAAUAUUUAAGUAGUUUUGAGAAAAUUAUUUCCAAGAAACACAAAGAUCAGGUAAUUUGGAUAAAAUAUCAACAUGAAAAAUGUUUUCAGGAUGGUGAAGGUUUUGCAGAAUUCUGUAGAUCAGGCACAAAUAUCUGAUGAAUAUGUAUUCUGGGCAGAAAAAUCUGUACAAGUAGGUCCUAUUGCUGGGGAGGUGUACAUUGGUGCCUCAGAGGUACCUUCUAAGAGGUGUUUGUCACUAAAGGAAUGCCAGCUGAGUUUUUAUGUGGAGGAUAACUCAUACAAGAAUAAAAUGUGACCACAACAGACAGAUCCUAAUAAGGAGGAACAAUGCUUCCCAGAAUGCCAUAGCUAAUAUUUCUUAAAGGAAGACAGAAUCAUCUACAUUACAUAUUUAUGUAAAAUCUUAGUAGAUUGGCCCACUUAAAACACAUAAACCAUUUAAUGAAACAAAUGUCAAUUUUGCAGUGGCAGUUUUAUAAUGUUGCAUAUAGGGCCUCAUAGAGUCAUAAUAUAUAUAGCUUACAUUGCUUUACAGAAUGGCAUGAUUAUUAUAAAGGACCCAAAAAUUAAUUGACCUUUUACAACUAGAUGACUUCUUGCUGUUGGUGUAGAUAUAUAAAAUGUAUUUGUAAUCCACAUUAUUUUGUCCUGUAGAGGAACAAAUUUUCUCAUAAAGAAUGUGUUAUCUGUGUCUUAAAAAUAUGGGGUGUAAAAUAAAUACACUUCAAAUAACUUAUUCAAUUAAAAUUAAACUUAAAUUUGCUUCAUUUUAAUUCUUGAUUUUCCUACCUUUACUAAAAAAAUAUGGAAAACCUGAAAAGCAUCUUUCCUUCCAUCACUUUGGGAGUUCAUAAAAAUAUGUUAUAUUCAAUUAUACUGCUAUAACACACACAGCUCAUUGGUCUCUACAAAGCCCAUUCUAUCUGGAAAUAUUAAGAAUAUCUCUGAUGACAAUUUACUUGCUCUACCAAGAUAAAAUUUAAAACUGUGUAUGACCAGUGCAAUACAUGUUUCCCUAAAUUUUCCUGGGGAAAAAAAUCUGUUAAAAUUAUUAUUGAGAACAAACAGUUGAUGUAUUCUUUUUCAGAUGUAUUCUUAAGGUCAGAGACACUGUGGUCAGACAUUUGUGUGUGCCUCACCCCCACAAAUCUUUUGAUAUCACAUGCAAAAUCUAAUGAGACAGCUUUUCUAAACUGUUCUUGCCUGUACAAGACACUACAACAGAACCGAUCGGACAUUCAAAACCAGACAGGAUGUAAUAAACGAUUCCUUCAGUGUUUAAAUAGAAAACCACUUAUUAUUUCCAGGUUAUCGUUUAUAGGGCUAGAGUAUUGCCAGUGAGCACUGUUCGUAAUGCUGCCUGUGCCCCUGCUGCCACAUACUGCCUUCGGGCAAAGAAUCCCAGUUAAAAUAAGCUUUAAUGGGAUCUCCUAAUACAAAUAAUAUGUUCCAUUUCCCUUUCUUUUUUUUUUUUUACAUAGAGUUUAAUUUUAAUACGAGAUUAUUUGGAAAAUAUGAGUAGAUAUUUAAGAUAAAAUGAAAGGGCCCCCACCCAACAUCUAGAUCAAGUAAGUGAUAAUACAGCUGGAAACAUCCUGAGUUCAGACUUGCUAUUUUAUAACUCUGUCUCUUGCUCUUUCUUUCUGUCUGUCUGUCUCUGUCUCUCUCAAAACCAGCUAACGACUAAACUAUUUGUACUAGCAGUACCUGGUAGUGACAGAGUGAAAACCGAGUAUUUGACUAGGAAAUCUUGCCUUGGUGUAGUUUACACUGUGAUGCAGUCCUUCUUGUUAAAAAAAACAAAACAAAACAAAACUGAAUGUCUGGAUUUGGAUUCUUAGGUCACUCAAAUGAUACAUGCAGACAUCCCGGCUUUCUGAUUGACUUCAAAACGAAUGUAAUUCCUCCAAAUAAGUAAUUGAGCAUUCAUGUAAAUGUCAGGUUAUUUUGUGAAUAAGAAUUUCACUGUAGGUAAAAUCUGUUGGCUAGCUCUUACUGUGAAAAUACAUGCUAAAUAAGAUGUUUCAAAUUUUAAGUGGGUGACAACAGCUGUGGAUACAUGCAAGUGUAUCAUAAAUUGAAAAUGUUCUUGGGGGAAAGUUUUGUGUGGUACUUAUUUCUUGUGUACAAAGGUUGUACGGGUAGUGCUUAAAUUCUAAAGGUAAGAUGACAGUCAAUUCCAUAUGGACAUUUGUUCCGAGUUCCUUCUCUAAGCCUGUGUGCAGAAAAGUACACACCCCCCCACAAUCACUUUUAUCUUACUUUGAGAAUUUAAAAAUGUGCUAUAUGCAAUGUGAAUGUAUGAUGAUUCGCACAAGAAAUUGCAAUUGGUAAUUUUAAAACUAAGCAUUGUAGUUUUCUUUGCUGGGGUUUGCUGUGUGAACUUGCCUUCAUAAACUAAGUAAGAGGAAUUUGUCCUAAUCUGCUAACCUUAGACACAUCCUAUCAGUUUUUACCCAAAAAUUAUGAUGUGUUUACAUUUCAAAAGAAAUGAAAUUGGCACGGACAAAUUUUUUUUACAAUAAUUGUAACUUCUUUUCAAAAGAAUGGAUUUCAAAAAAAAAAAAGAAGAGGCACUUCAAGAAAAAUAAAAUAUUUUAUGCUUGUUUUUUGACUGACAUUCUAUUAAAAGGAUUAUAUUUGUGAGAGAAGAUGCUGGUUCCGAAAUACCCUCUUGCAAUGUAUAGUUUUUAGUGAUACUGUAGUAUAAACUUGUAAUCUGAACUUUUACUUUGGAAUGUAAAGUAGGAAAUAAUAGCUAUGUCAAUGAUAUCUUGCAAAGUGUCCUCAUUUAU